Molecule: messenger RNA, 987 nt
Organism: Alternaria ethzedia
Lineage: Eukaryota; Fungi; Ascomycota; Dothideomycetes; Pleosporales; Pleosporaceae
Exons: 3
Coding region: 1-987 (328 amino acids)
Molecular function (GO): arylformamidase activity
Source: RefSeq, a predicted model, not a curated record
AUGGCGAAACAAGAGUACAAAUUCCCGGCGUUUGACGACCUUCCGAAGGUCGAGGGCAUGCCACAGGGCAGCAUAUGGGGGUUCUUUGACAAAGACGGGCAAAAGGAUGAAGUCGGAACUAUCAACCUUCUCACCUCGGAUGUCGUGAAAGCGGCCUCCAAAGAGAUCACUACCGGCGAGCACAUCCAGCUUGACUGGGAACUACACAACGUGCAAUUUCCAGGGUUCAACAGAAAAGAACUCGAGCAAAAGCAAAUCGAUUUUGCGGACUUCUCCGAGUUCUGUGCUAACGAUGACGAACUUCACAUCAACACUCAAGCUGGAUCUCAGUGGGAUAGCUUGAAGCAUUUCGCGCAUCAAGCAAGCGGCAUGUAUUACAACGGUCUCUCGCAUAAAGAGGCAGCGAACAGCGUCACGAACGGAACGCACAAGUGGUGCGAAAGAGGUGGCAUUGUUGGAAGAGGUGUGCUUUGCGACUGGCUUAGUUGGUAUGAAGAGAAGAACGGGAAGAAAGCACCAAGUGCGGUGUCGAGACACGAGAUCCCUAUCGAGGAGAUUGAAGAGACGCUGAAGUGGCAAGGCACCACUUUGAAGCAGGGAGACAUUAUGAUGAUUCGAAGCGGUUACGUAAGAUGGCACAACAAUGCGAACGAAGCGGAGCGCAAGAGCGGUACUCGCGACAAUAGUGUCGCGAUUGGUCUUCAAGCCAACGAGAAGACGGUACGUUGGCUUUACGACCGUCACCUCGCGGCGAUCGCUGGUGAUACCGUCGCUUUUGAAGCAUGGCCACCAAAGUUUACCGACGGAUGGUGCCUACACGAGUGGCUUCUCGUUCAUUGGGGUACCGCUAUCGGCGAGAUGUGGGACCUUGAGAAGCUUAGUCAGAGGUGCAAGGAGAUGGGCCGGUACACUUUCUUCAUGACAAGUGCUCCAUUACACGUUAGGGGUGGUAUUGGAAGUCCACCUGGAGUUAUCGCCAUCUUCUAG